GUGCAUUGCCACAUUUAAUCUCAUUUCCUUCGUUCAUCUCACUGCCAACGCUAACUUUUCUUCUUUCUCUCUCUCUCUCUGCAUUUCACUGAUUAAACACAUGGAGAACCGACACCACCGUGAAUUGACCUUUUUAAGCUCCGGCGGCGACUUCCUCAAUCCCCCUUUCGAUCACACAACCCGCGACACCGAUCCUCCCAUCAAAGAAAUGGACUUCUUCUCAUCAUCACCUUCAUCUCCGGCUACUCAUAAAACCAACAACACCAAUCAUAUCAACCAUGUUGGACUUCAAGAUCACACUCAUCCACAAGGAUCACCCCCACACGUCUCUCAUCACCCUGUAAACACCGGACUGAAUUUAACUUGUGCAAGUACUGGACUCACAAAAGAAGAAAAUGGUGAAAAUCAUGAAGCUGAGCUGAGUUCCAUUGAAAGUCAAUUGCGGAGACUACAGGAAGAGAAUCGUAAGUUGAGAACUGUGCUGGACCAGAUUACUAGAAGCUACACCCAACUCCAAGCUCAGUUAUUCAUCACUCUGCAGAAACAAAAGCUUCCUCAGGUGGAUUUAUUAUCCAUAGAUUUUCUGCAUUUAAAUUUUCUACCUUAGAUUGAUUCAUCUUUUAUCUUUCGAAACCAAGAACUAAAUUGAAAAUGGUAUUCUCAUCUUACAUUAGAUCACCUUUUUUACGGGUUGC
Molecule: messenger RNA, 695 nt
Organism: Vigna umbellata (rice bean)
Lineage: Eukaryota; Viridiplantae; Streptophyta; Magnoliopsida; Fabales; Fabaceae
Source: RefSeq, a predicted model, not a curated record